Symbiodinium necroappetens is the source of this 202-nucleotide messenger RNA. Lineage: Eukaryota; Dinophyceae; Suessiales; Symbiodiniaceae. The record is from the annotation of a GenBank genome assembly.
GACGUCGUCCACGGCCGCCACGUCUACCGCAGCCGCGGGGCCCUGGAUGGAAAGGGCGGCUUACGCCUUCAGUACGAGAAGUCGGAGACAGCCGGCGCCUGGGAGAUCACCAGCUCAGCAGGGCGAUGUCUGUACCGCCUGAAAGGCAACGCCGCUUCUCCGGCGGAUUUUAUUGGGCGAAGGAGUUGGGAUCGCAGCUACG